AUGUAUUCUUUAGAGAAGAUAUCCGGACAAGGUAGUUCUAAGAAUGAACGGGAGAUAGACCCGCUGAAAGCAAACAUUAGAUGCAGUAUUGCUUUCCAACCUCCUGCUCCAUCAACUCCCAGAGUAAAUGUAGCAAAGGAGUUGAGAGGAUUAGGAGCUCCCGAAUUUAAGGGAGAAGCAGAGGAAGGUCCAGUUGCAGCGGAUCUUUGGCUGAAUGAUUUGAAAAUCAUGUUAGAUGGUCUUCACUGUUCUGAAAUAGAGAAGCUGGAUGGAGUUGUGUCAUUACUAAGGGGUCAAGCAAGGAUAUGGUGGACGAACGUCACCAUGAGGAUGUCAAGUGACCAGUUGAUGUGGUCUCUGUUCUUGGAGGAAUUUAAACACAAGUAUAUUGGAGAUCAAUUCAUCAGACAAAUAAAGCAGGAGUUCAUGAAUUUGAAGCAGAUGAAUCGCUCCGUAUACGAAUAUGAAUGUGAAUUUAAUAAGCUGAGUUGGUUUGCUUCAGAGCUUGUGACUACAGAAAAAGAUUCUUGUGAAUGCACAACACUACCAAAAAGAGGAAGAGAUUCAAGAUUCCAACCUCAAGCUAGAUCAGAAACAAUUGCAUCUUCUGCUAGAGGAGCAAGUCAGAUGAGAGCUCUACAGACACAAUCAGUGGGAUCUGGUAUUGGGAGAUCCACUUCAGGUCAAGCAAGACAGUGUCAGCUUUGUGGGAAAAAUCAUUUUGGAACAUAUCGAAUGGCUUCUGGAGUCUGUUUUCGAUGCGGUGAAGCCGACAUUUCAUUCGGGAUUGCCCAUUAA
This is a messenger RNA of Hibiscus syriacus, 798 nucleotides long. RefSeq lists its product as uncharacterized. The transcript has 4 exons. The coding region runs from base 1 to 798 and encodes 265 amino acids. The record is from RefSeq and is a predicted model, not a curated record. NCBI's taxonomy places the organism in Eukaryota, Viridiplantae, Streptophyta, Magnoliopsida, Malvales, Malvaceae.